Molecule: messenger RNA, 1955 nt
Organism: Helianthus annuus (common sunflower)
Lineage: Eukaryota; Viridiplantae; Streptophyta; Magnoliopsida; Asterales; Asteraceae
Exons: 15
Coding region: 257-1750 (497 amino acids)
Source: RefSeq, a predicted model, not a curated record
UUUCUUAAACCAAAGUCAACUAGUUAACACAAAUCAUUUUAAAAAAUUCACACUACAUAACAAAAUUAACUUGGUUUUUAAAGCAGUGGUCCCAAAGUGCAGCAUGAAAAAGAAUGAACCACAGGUACUUUUUCUGUAACGCCUACCUUUUCCAUUUCCAUUUCAAAUUCAAAUUAUUGCAGCAAAACUUAUGAACUUGUGACAAAAAACCAUAUUCUGGUUUGUUUUCUACUGUAAAUUUGGUCAUCUUUUCAACAUGGGAGAACCAGCUUGUCUCAUGCGUUCUUUCUCUUACAACCACACUAGAAUACCCAGCAAUCAGAUUAAGAUGAUGCAGGGGAAUUAUGCACAUGGUCUUGGUCCUCUUGGAGGGUGUUACAGUACGGUUGAGUUCAUGUCGGAUUCAUCAGGCUGUGAAAAAUGGUCAAAUGUUUCUAAAAAAUGUUAUGUUGAAGAAGCCAAGAGUUACACCCAGCCUGGAUCUGUUGCUGAGAAGAAAGCUUUCUUUGAUGCUUAUUACAAGAAAAUUGCCGCCCAAAAAGCCGCUGCAGCCGCCUUACUAGAGCAAGAAAAGGCGGCUGCCGCUGCUGCUGCUGCUGCUGCCGCAGCCGAAGCCCAGCGAGUUACCAGUAAGGUUGUAGAUUUGGUAAUUGACAAUAACAUAGGUGAAGAUACUAAGAAUACAGACUCGCUUAAUUUUAUAAAUCUUGAGGUGUAUAAAAAGGAGAGACCAUUGUUAAAGUCAAAACCGGAUGCCGAUAAGGAGGUUAGGCGACCGAUUAUCACGAAGAAACCUGCAAGUUCUUCAUGGGUGGCUUCCACCCAUCACAAAAAAGACAAAUUCAGCACUCCAAGUGUUAAUUCCACCCCUAAACGAGCUGUAACGCCUAUGAGAACCCCUGCAAAGGCAUUUGUAAACGGGGUUAAUACCACCCCAAAGCGCGCUGUAACACCUAUGAAAACCCCUGCGAAGGCAUUUGUAAAUGGGGUUAAUUCCACCCCUAAACGCGCUGUAACGCCUACGAAAACUCCUGCGAAGGCAUUUGUAAAUGGAACUAAUUCCACUCCUAAACGCACUGUAACGCCUUUGAAAACCCCUGCCAAGGAUUUUGUAAAUGGGGUUAAUUCCACCCCUAAACGCGCUGUAACGCCUAUGAGAACCCCUGCGAAGGCAUUUGUAAAUGAGGUUAAUUCUACCCUUAAACGCGCUAUAACGCCUAUGAAAAUCCCUGUGAAGGCAUAUGUAAAUGGAGUUAAUUCCACCCCUAAACGCGCUGUAACGCCUAUGAAAACUCCUGCGAAGGCAUUUGUAAACGGGGUUAAUUCCACCCCUAAACGCGCUGUAACGCCUAUGAAAACCCCUGCGAAGGCAUUUGUAAACGGGGUAAAUAAGCAACCUUCAGCAACCCUUUCAGUAGAUAGAAGUUCAGAGUCAUUCAUUUCUUAUACAAGCAAAUUGAAAUCUCCAACUAUAUCAUCUCCCUUCGUGUUGAGGACAGACGAUAGAGCUGCAAGAAGAAAACAGUUUCAGAUGCUCGAAGAGAAAUUUAAUGAGAAGCAAGCAAAAGUAGUGCCACAGAAAGCACAGUUUAAGGAGAAAGCAGGAUCAGAAUUUAGAACAACGCGCGAAAGCUCUUAUUUUAAAGCUCUACCAUUGCCCGACUUUUAUAACGGACGAGGAACACCCGAAAAGAUUCUUGAAGCAAUCCAAAUUCGUUCACAUUACGAGAAACACCCAAGAAGGUUCUAGAAGACUUUUGGAGAAAUAACAAUCAUAACCGUAUCUUUAGUAGCAGGUAUCAUGUGUCAUGAAAACAUGUCACCAAAUAUCAGCAUUGGCCUAUAAUUGUCCCAAGGGAGAAUGCACCAUAUUUACAUGUUCAUUGUAGUUAACAAAUGUUAAUGUAACACACACUUAUGAUGAAGAAACACUUAACAAGUUCCGAACUGUCAUA